Adineta ricciae is the source of this 1383-nucleotide messenger RNA. NCBI's taxonomy places the organism in Eukaryota, Metazoa, Rotifera, Eurotatoria, Adinetida, Adinetidae. The record is from the annotation of a GenBank genome assembly.
AUGACUGAUCAAAGCAAUCAUGAUAUUGCGGCGAUAAACGAUCAAAUCUUUAUCUUUCAAAAUAAGAUCGUUACUCUCUGGAAACACAUAGAUAGAACUACACUUCCCACUACAAAUAAACUCCAACAGCUAUUGGAUCGCAUGGAUAGCCGGUGUCCUGUGGAGCACAUUUGCUUAUCAUAUGAGCUGGACGAUAUAACUUUUACUACUCGUCAGUAUCAUACUUUUUUAGAAAAGUAUUUGAGUGAGUAUCGUAAUUUGUCAACGACGCUGACUUUUGAAUCAGAGAGCGAUGAUUCAAUUGGCGGUUGUUUGCAGAAAGGAAAUUUUUCGUGUGCUAGUAAGAGUGUCAAUGUAUGGCUUCAAUCUUUCAAAAAGUCUUCAUCCGAAUAUUAUUCCUCUAAUGGAUAUAUACACGUUAUGCUCCAGGAACAGACAAUAUUUUAUUACAAUGCCGAUAUUGAAGUAUUCAAAUGGUUUGGAAUUUAUUUCAUUGCUUUAAUGUUAUUUACAUUUCUACUAGCAUGCACUCUAACUUUUCUAUGUUGGAGUUUCUGUUUGAACAGGAAAGUAUUUGACUUUCUGAAAAGGUUUGAUCGGAUUCCAUUAUCAAGUAAUUGUGAUAGUAAUAAUUCCAGACGACAAGAUAAUUAUAGUACAGUACAACAAAAAACGCUCGACAAUAGAUAUGAAUUAUUCAAAACUAGCCCAUUUGCCAAUAAAGUACGUAUAUACACCAUGAACAAAAUCGUAACAAGUCCUAUACUGUUCUAUGCUAUUGUUGGAACCGUAAUUUGGAUCGUUUCGUUGUUGGCGCUAAUGACUCCUCUCCAUCGGUGGGAUUCUUCCAUAUUUUACUAUUCGAUGCGCAUCCGAUCUAACUGGUAUCCAGAAGCUACAGCAAUGGUACAGAAAGUGAAGACUGAUGCCGACUAUUUACAUUCCAAAACUAAGGAGAUAGUUAACUUAUUGGAAGAGAUGAGCAUUUACGUGAGUGUUUGUCAAAAGAAAUCAAUUCGAGCAGUUGUGAACACAAUAGAAAUCGCUAUUGUUGGUAUGCUUUCACAAAUAAAUGUAGAAAUGCAAAACGUAUCUGUCUCAAUCGAAAAAUCAAUAUCAAAGUUACGACGAGCACAUGGGUAUUUAGAUGAAAAUCUGGCAAUCACUGAACAAUUUACUGAUUCUUUUAAACUUCUAACCGAAGUGAGCGUCGCUGUGGAUAUAGCUGAAGCUCUACAACACAGCCUUGCAAUAUCUAUCAUCUAUCAACUAAAAAUAUUAACCCAGUUAACAAAAACAAUUGGAUCAUUACACGUAUUUACAGAAGAAAAUAAUUUAACCGUACAUAACAACGUUGUUAAAAACUGCAUAGACACUUUNUAA